ACAUCCAUCCGUACAUAAAACUGAGUCCGGCCUUGACAAUGUUAUUCUUACGCGGUGCGUCACUGCGUUACGUUAAAUCGUACAGUUCUAGUGAAAUAUAUUUAAUUCUUAUGUAAAAACUACGUAAAUUAAAUAGUAAACAUAUUCUGAAAAUAUAAGAUGUGUAUAUUAUGUCACGAGACUAAACUGCAAUAGUCAUAGCGGUAACGAUUCGUGACAGUUAGUGGAUCGAUGAAACUUAACCUCUUCAGACUUGUGAUCGUUUAACAUUUUAUUCAUUAAAUGAUAACUUAGUUAAACACAUGAAUGAUAACGAAACUGUGAAAAGUUUAUAUCGCGUUUUAGUGCAUUGUUAAAUUUAUCUGAAGGUCUAUUUGCCGACUCCUAACCAUGGCUAAACGUUUGCUGUCAAGAAUAAUUUUAAACUCUAAUGGAACAACAUUAAAGUCGCCUUUGCCUAUACUCAGUAAAAAAGUGCAUACUCAGAUACCAGUCAAAGAAAUCCAGAUCCCAGUGAAGUUUGGUCACAUGUCAGGAAAACUAUGGGGCAGCGGCGACAAGCAGCCCAUCCUGGCGUUACACGGCUGGCAAGACAACGCGGGCACUUGGGACCCCUUGAUACCCAUGAUCAUUAAAGAUAGACCUAUACUAGCUCUGGACUUCCCUGGACAUGGGCUGUCGUCGUGGAUCCCACCUGGCAUGCUGUACUACCAAUGGGAAUUACCUAGAGUUAUACUAUAUCUGAAGGAGUACUUCAAGAUGGAAAAAGUUUCCUUAAUGUCUCAUUCUAUGGGAGCAAUAGCAUCGAUGCGUUUUGCAACUGUGUUCCCAGACGACGUCGAAUUUUUUAUUGCAAUAGACAGUCUUAUUUAUGACGAUUACGAUUUAAACUCAGUAGUGAAUAGAAUUUCUAAAACUUUAAGAAAGGGCUUAAUCGCACAAACACGGUUAGACCAAGAACCACCCGCGUACACAAUGGAGGAAAUGAUCAAAAUAUGGCAUUUAGGAACAAGGAAAUCCGUCUCAAUGGAGAGCGUUCCGCACCUACUCAAAAGGGGCGCGAAGCAAACCAAGGCAGACCCAACGAAGUAUUAUUUCUCGCGUGACUCCAGAUUAAAAUAUACCUUAUUUAAUCCAGAAGACAGAAAAUUUGUAGAAGCCCUCGUUAAAAGACUAAAGUGUCCAACUUUGUAUGUGAAAGCUAUAGACUCGCCAUUUUCGGCAGACCCUUACUCCAUAGAAAUGCGUGAAAUAUUAGAGCAAAUUAACGACAAGUAUGAAUUCCAUUUUGUUCCUGGCACACAUCAUGUGCAUUUAAAUAAUCCUGAAUUAGUUGCACCUCUUAUUAAAAAUUUUGUACAGAAGCACAACUUGAGUAUUUGAAUACUGUGAUAAAAAAUCUCGCAAAUUACGAAGUGUAGACAGCAUAUACAGAAGAAACCAUGUUUCAAAGAUAAGUAAAUGUUUAUAUUGUUGCAGACAUAGGACUUGCGUAAGAGAGAAAUUCUAUAAUUUGCAGUAAAUUGAAUAUUAUUCAAGACAUGCUUCUAAACUUCAGCUGCCAGUACUUACAAGUUUUAAUACAUCACAAGUGAUUGUAUAAAUCCAAAGAUUUGUGUGGAUGCUUGAUGGGUGGAUAAAUACACGAUAAGAGAAACAGUAAAAUAUAUUGUUGUCUUUGUGGCUAUAUGCGUUUGUCCAGUAGUAUAUUAAAAGUAUAAAAGAAUAAUAACUAAUAUAUUUACUAAAGUGAAAAAUCUUUGAUAUUAUUUAUGAAUAAAUUAUAAAUAACUAAUGCAGCCGAAGAUACUGAGUCUAGUUUUGAGCUUCUGUUUAACUGUUAUAUAAAUAUGGCAUAAUAAUUGUGAUAUAAAUAGAUAUAGAUUCUUAAAAAAAAUGUUUAUUAUUCUUUUUAGAAGUAAACAUAACAAGAAUUAUACAUAACAAAUAUACAUAUUGUUGUAUUUUCAUAAAUAUAAACUUAAUUUUAUACCUCACUGUUACAUGAGAUGUCUUGGCUUGAACUAGAAUUACUAACAUUGUCACAAACAUAUGCACCUUUUCUGAGCGGUAAAACUUUUAAUAGUGCCUCUUGCCAUGGCACCCCUUCACACACCCUCAGGACUAUCUCAAAUACUGAAAACAAGCAAUGAUAUUAUAGUUAAACAAUUUAAUUUUAAUUUAGGAAAUAU
Messenger RNA from Helicoverpa armigera (cotton bollworm), 2192 nucleotides. Its product is annotated as probable serine hydrolase. Bases 391 to 1383 code for a protein of 330 amino acids. NCBI's taxonomy places the organism in Eukaryota, Metazoa, Arthropoda, Insecta, Lepidoptera, Noctuidae. The record is from RefSeq and is a predicted model, not a curated record. The transcript is spliced from 3 exons.